AGAGGAGGGGCUGAGGCGUGCUGCACCGCGCAGCGACUCACCUCUGACAGAAUCCCAUCCCCACCUUUCAUCCCUCAACUUGUCCCGCGUCAGGAUGGAUGCGUUUGGCUGCCGUCGGACCCGGUAAAAAACAAAACAAAAAAAAGUGUCAGAACAAUGCGGUCGGACGGGAGAACCGUCAGUAACUGGAGCGUCUUUGGGCGUCGGUGAUGUUUGCAAUUGGUGACUGCAGAAAUUGCCAACGUGUCCACGGCUUAGCUGCUGGUGCGCUCUUGGAGAGGAAGAACGGACAUGUGAAUGAGAACGGCUUCACUUCAGCGGCUCACGUACCUGUCUUGCUUGUUUUAGUUCACUAACUCGAAACAGUAAAUUGCCACAAAGUCGCACAAGUGAAAACGGGAUCGAUCGAUUAAUUGAUUGCUUUUUUUUCUGCUUGAGGAGGAAUUCAUGCGCCGAUAGCUUACGAGGCCAAUAUGCCAGAAUGGGUCCUCUACAGUAUUUAUUUCUCAGUGGACUUCUGUACACCCAAACCGAUGGGUCUCGCCUUCGCCAGGAAGACUCUCCUCCCCGCAUUGUUGAACACCCCUCUGACCUCAUUGUGUCCAAAGGGGAACCAGCCACUCUCAACUGUAAAGCAGAAGGCCGUCCAACCCCCACGGUGGAAUGGUACAAAGAUGGGGAGCGCGUUGAGACGGACCGUGACAACCCCCGCUCCCACCGCAUGCUGCUGCCCAGUGGCUCCCUCUUCUUCCUACGCAUCGUCCACGGACGGCGGAGCAAACCGGAUGAUGGCAGCUAUGUGUGCGUGGCCCGAAACUAUCUGGGAGAGGCCGUAAGCCGGAACGCAUCUCUAGAAGUAGCAUUGUUACGGGAUGACUUCAGGCAGAACCCGCAGGAUGUGGUGGUGGCGGUCGGUGAGACUGCCAGUUUUGAGUGUCAGCCUCCACGUGGGCAUCCUGAACCCAACACCCUUUGGAGGAAAGAUAAAACCCACCUUGACCUCAAGGAUGACAGGAUCACGGUUCGUGGGGGAAAGCUGACUAUCUCUAAUACCAAGAAGAGUGAUGCAGGGAUUUAUGUGUGUGUGGCCGCCAACAUGGUUGGAGAGAGAGAAAGUGAAAAGGCUCAGCUCUCAGUGUUUGAGAGACCAGCGUUUGUGCAGCGACCUGUGAACCAGGUGGUCUUGGUAGAUGAGAGUGUUGAGUUCAGGUGUCAGGUCCAUGGUGACCCUCCGCCUACACUGCGAUGGAAAAAGGAGGACGUGGAUAUUCCCCGGGGCAGGUAUGACAUCAGAUAUGAAAAAGAGGACUUCCUCCUGAGGAUAAAGAAAGCAUCCAUGAGUGAUCAGGGAACCUUCACCUGCCUAGCAGAGAACCGUGUGGGUAAAGCCGAGGCCUCAGCCUACCUGACCAUCAGAGCUCGUCCCGUUGAGGCACCUCAGUUUGUGGUGCGACCCCGUGACCAGAUUGUGGCUCAAGGACGAACAGCUACCUUUCCCUGCGAGACCAGAGGCAAACCUCAGCCCACUGUCUUCUGGCAACGAGAGGGCAGCCAGGAUCUUCUGUUUCCCAAUCAGCCAACACAGGGGGAUAGCCGUGUGUCUGUGUCUGUGAAUGGAGAGCUGACCAUCUCAUCUGUACAACGCUCAGAUGCAGGGUAUUAUAUCUGCCAGGCCCUCACUGUGGCAGGGAGCAUCAUGGCCAAGGCCCAGCUUGAAGUUGCAGACGCCUUGAAGGACCGCCCACCACCUAUCAUCCGGCAGGGCCCAUCCAACCAAACGCAGGCGCUCGGAGGUGUAUCCCUUCUUAGAUGUUUGGCGUCAGGGGACCCAGAGCCUACAGUCACCUGGCGUAAGAAUGGAGUCAAUCUGCUUGGCAAGGACCCACGAUUUUCCCUUCUAGAGCAUGGCAGCCUUCAGAUCCAGAGUACCAGACUGUCUGACUCAGGGUUGUACACCUGCGUUGCUACUAGCUCCAGUGGAGAAACAUCGUGGAGUGCCUACUUGGAUGUCAGAGACUCCACUGACCUCAUCGACUUCAUGUCUCACAAUGCAACCGCCCUCCCAGGGCCACCCUCCAAACCAGAGGUCACCGAUGUUACUAAAAGCAGUAUCUCGUUGUCAUGGGAACCGGGGCCGGAGGCGGGCUCCCCAGUGUCCUCCUAUGUCAUCGAGGCUUUCGGUCAGUCAGUGAGUAACAGCUGGCAGACAGUGGCAGACCAUGUGAAGGCCACAGACUUCACAGUCAAGGACUUGCGACCCAAUACUGUCUACCUGUUCAUCAUCCGGGCAGUCAAUGCUCAAGGGCUCGGGGACCCAAGCCCAAUGUCUGAGCCUGUUCGGACUCAAGACAUUAGUCCCACAGCUCAGGGAGUGGACCAUCGCCGUGUGCAGAAGGAGCUGGGGGAUGUAGUGGUCAACAUGCAUAAUCCUGUAGUUCUUAGCUCCACUUCAGUGCAGGUCACAUGGACUGUGGAGAAUCCAUCCCAGUUUAUUCAAGGCUACCGCGUUCUGUACCGGCAAACUUCAGGGCUGCCCUCCCCAGGGCCGUGGCAGAUACAGGACUUGAAGGUUGCUUCAGAGAGAGACAUAACUCUCUCUGGUCUAAAGAAGGGCAUCGUCUAUGAGAUUAAAGUGCGGCCAUACUUCAAUGAGUUCCAGGGUGCAGACAGUGAAUCCAUGACCGCCCGCACCAUGGAAGAAGCACCCAGUGCGCCUCCAGAGCAAGUGACAGUGUUGACAGUGGGAAACCAUAACAGCACAUCCAUCAGCGUGUCGUGGGAUCCUCCUCCCUCCGACCAGCAGAAUGGCAUCAUCCAGGAGUACAAGAUUUGGUGUUUGGCCAACGACACCCGCUUUCAUGUCAAUAAGUCUGUAGACGCAACCAUCCGUUCAGUGGUGGUCGGGGGUCUGCAGACUGGAGUGCAGUACCGCGUGGAGGUGGCUGCAGGCACCAGCGCAGGAGUAGGGGUCAAGAGCAAACCCCAGCUCAUCAUCCUGGGUGCAGAACUGAGGGAUGUGAUGACAGGAUCGGAGGGCAACAAUAGCAUCUCCGACGUGGUGAAGCAGCCGGCCUUCAUCGCUGGCUUGGGAGGGGCCUGCUGGAUUGUCCUCAUGGGCUUCAGCGCCUGGCUGUACUGGAGGAGAAAAAAGAGGAAGGGACUUAGCAACUAUGCAGUUCAGUCCUUCACCUUUACUCGAGCAGUUACAUUCCAAAGAGACAGAGGCCUGAUCAGAAAUGGAAGCCGUCCAGGGCUGUUAAAGGCAGGCGAUCCAGGCCUCCCCUGGCUGGCUGACUCCUGGCCUUCCACAAGCCUCCCAGCUAAUGGCGGUUUAGGGAGCCCGAAAGGCGGAAGCAACUUUGGCCGAGGAGAUGUUUUACCGUCUGCAGCGGUGGAGAAGACGGGCACCAUGCUGUCUGAUGGUGCCAUCUACAGCAGUAUUGACUUCAUGGGGAAGGCAGGCUACAGCAGCCCAGCGCGAGGCAGUCAGCCCACCCCCUAUGCCACCACUCAGAUACUGCAGUCCAACAGCUUCCACGAGCUGGCUGUGGAUAGGCCAGAUCCCCGCUGGAAGGCUUCUCUCCAAGCCCAGCAGGAAAUAGCAAACCUGGGCUACUCGCUAACUGACAGACGCCCUGGCAGUGGUGCAAAGGUUGGGAAGAAAAAGAAGGUGAAGGGUGGAACAAAAACCUCUAAAUCAAAUGGGACAUGUUGGGCUAACGUGCCCCUGCCUCCACCACCCAUGCACCCUCUCCCUGGUACCGAGGUUGACCUUGAACGUUACCCCCAGGAAAACCACGGAGGAGGAUAUGACAGCAACAGUUGGGCCCCACCUUUGUCCGUCCAGACCUACCACCACCAGAAUUUGGACAAUGAAGUAGAGGAGGACAGAGGUCCUACUCCACCUCUGAGAGGAAGAUCGUCCUCGCCGGCAGCAGCUCCUUUCAGCCAGCCCUCAUCUUCUGCUCUCAGCACUACCCACCAUGAAGAAAUGCAAUCCAUUUUGCAGGCCCACUUGGAUGAGCUGACCAGAGCGUACCAGUAUGAGGUGGCGAAGCAAGCGUGGCAUAUGAAGAGCAGCCCGAAUGUGUCCAACAGCCCAAUGGACUUCAUGUCCAGCACACUGGGCUCGGAUUUGGGAACCACUCUCCUUUCUGAGGAAGACGAGGAGGAGGAGGAUGAAAGAUACGCUGUGGUGUCGAAAAAUCUGUGUGGCUUUGAAUACACUCCUGGUCACAGUGUGGAUAACCAUGAGGGCUCAGGUAAAGCCUCCCAGCAGUGUCACUCAGAUGCCUAUGGUGCCGCAGACCAUGGUGCACAGGGCUCACAUAGCCUUGGACACAAGAGGGCACCACUCACUGGCCACAAACCUCAGACAAACAAGGUUGGAACUCUUCCCAGACGAAGAGACACCAACACAGACGCAGCCCACGCACCGGCCAUGAAGUCCCUGCAUGGCAUGGGCCCCCACAUGCACAGCUCGUGGGCAGCUGCGGCCUCAGACCCCUCUGAGGAGUGCAUGGUGACCGUGUCGACGCUGGAGCGGCAGCAUAUGGCUUCCUGGAGUGGCACAGCAUCAUCCGGCAGGGCCACCCUGAGCAGGGGCUCCCACAAGAGACCUGGCACAGACCCCUCCCACAACGGACAUCCUUCCACAAACGGCACAGAGAAAAGGGAACACUAGUCUAUGUGAAGCGUCAUCCCCUGCACUUGCUGCCUGCCUGUCCCAGGACACCUUGUUUAUAAGCGCGAUGAGAUUUUUUUUUCUCUGCGAGUGACACAGAAUGAUGUUGGGAAGACAGAGAGGAGACAGAAUGAAGACCAAGAAACAAAAUUGUGCGAGAUAAAAUGCAGAGCUGUAAAUGUCAUGUACAGACACAGACACCACUCUCACAAUGUUAUUUUCAUCCCCCUCUUCAAAAGAGUAAACAGUAUGUUAUAUGUCCGCUUCUAUUUUCUGUCACAUGGUGUACAUCCGUUCACACAGUGGAGAUGAAGACUAAAACACACAAACAAAAAUGACUAAUUAAAAUGAAAAAGGACUUGCAUAAUUUGUAAAUAUAUUUUUUAAUGUUUUUUCUCUUUUGCUUUGCUAUGCAAGCCAAACCCAAUGUUGUCUCUUUUUGUGAUUUAUUACUGUGAAUCAUUUUUCAUUAAUGCUCAAACUGUUAGCUUAUUUUGAUGAAGCUACUGUAUUGUUGUACUUUGCACAGAGCGUUUUUGGUGAAAAUAAGCACAAACUCAUUGUCAGCUGAGCUGAGGAGGAGAAUCAUAAUGGCAAAGAGGGACGUCUAUGUUAAACAGAACAUAAACAGAAGAUAUAUACUUGGCUGUGCUGUAAUUGUUUUGAGAAAUACUCAUAUAUUGAGAGUUACAAGGUGGAAAAAAAAAACACAGGUAAAUACUUGGAACUAAUAUGCCAAAAUAACUAACUGUGUUUCAUACUUUUUUGCUGGGAAUCCUAUUAUGCAUUAUACUAACAAUGGUUCUCAGCAGAUGGUUACCAGAACAUUUUUUUAUGGUAACAAAGCAACUCAUCAGUUGUGAUAUCCAAAGCAAAGACAUAGGAAAAUAGGUACUUCUCUGCCAUUCCCAAAAAAGAAUAUGUUAAUAAAUAAUAUAUAUUUCUUUCCUUUCCAGUUACAUCCAGUGACAUGAUGAUAGUGCAAUAUUCAAGACAGUAAAAGGAAAUAAGAAGAUGAAAGGGACCCAGUGGAAGUCACAUGCAUUACCUUGGUGCAGCAGAGAAAGAUGCAUUAAAAUGUCCUAAUGUUACCUGCAGACAAAUAGGAUGCGAGAUUUUUUGGCAACUUAAUGUGAUGUUAAAGAUCAAAGAAAUAAUACUGAUUUGUCUUUGUGUUCUGUACCACACUGCUGAAUGGUUAUGGAUUUACACUAUCAUGUUACAAAGGUGUAUAGACUUAAAUGACUGCCAAAAUUUAAAGAUGUUUUGCAAAGUUUUAAAAAAGCAGCCAAUUAGCAUUUUCUGCCAAUGAGAUUCAGAAUGCAGUGUCUUUACGCUUGUUUGAAUGGUUAUGUUCUGAUCAUUGUUCUGGUUCUGGCUCUCCCUUUGAAGAAUCUUUACAUGCCAGAUUGGUUUGCCCUCAGGAAUACACAGCCACAUACAGUAGGGCCAUUUUUCAAUCCUUUGAUGCAAAAUAAAAUGUGUAUGUGAAAAUGAACCGGAUCUCCUUUUACAGUGCCUGAAGUCUGAAACACUGUUUGUAUUUACCCAAAAAAGUGGAAUUUGACAGAGCCUCACCUCCAUUUACAGCCAGUUACAAAUGGUUUCAGAUAUGAAAUAUAGUCUGGACUCACAGCCAAAAGGAAUAAUAUAAUAUCAUGUAUAUUUUUUGUUGCACAGUUAGAUAAAAGACACAUUGUCACCUUUGGAAAAAUCUUGAAAUCUCAGUGUUAGAAGUUUUAGCCACAAGAAAUAUGUUUUGAAGAAAACAUGAGCAUCAAUUUAAACAUUUGGCUCACACCAAUGCAAAAAAAUGAAGAACUAUUCUGCUGGCUUGGCCCGACUUUAUGGAUUUAAUUCUAUUUUAUUCUGACUAAUGCCCCUACUUUAGCUGCAUUUUGUAGACGUCUCCACACAGUCAUAUUGCAGAGGCCAUGCUUUAUAUGUGAUAUUGCACACCUAAGCAAACACGCAGGAAUAGUGCAUCUGCUCCAGGAAUUGACUGACUCACUGUUUUAAAAAAAUAAUUUUGUCUUAAUUGUUGUUUAAACUUUGGCCGACAUGGGCUGUUAUUCCACCUCGGUUAUCUCUGGGCCACAUGACGGCUCCAUGUUACCUGAAGAUAGCAUUGUUACUGCUCGUACAGAUCAGCAAUGUCGGGGAUAGCUACAGGCGACGAUGCAAUAUGUGUUACAGACACAGUGGGACAGCCUGUCAAUAUUGGUAUCUGGAAAUGAAUGGACAGGGAUUAGGACAGUGUGCAGAUACUGUGCAGGCAGGGGACACAAUGUGCAAUCCACUAUUACAACUUUAUAUCCCAUCUACUUCCAGAAGUGCCAUGAGGACAAAAGAUUUAGUACAGUGUAAUCAAUUCUAUAUCACUUUGAGUCAAUUUGCCUAACACCCAUUACAAACCCCAGCCCCUCCACCCCAACUAAUUUCCCCAGCUUGUACUACAUAAGAGUUUAAUGGAAGAACAGAAACACAUAGCCCAGCCCACAGAGCCCAAUUACAGAGCCCUGCCUGCAUUCAUAUAGCUACAGUUCUGUCUUAGAAGGAUUUAGCUUAAUAUACUGCUCACGGAAUGGUGUGCUGACUUUGUAGGUUGUUGUGGCUUUGGUUGGAUGAAAAAUCAGUUUACUGUAACAUAUUUAUUGCUGAUAUACUUUUUCAGCCCUCAGGGGACCAAUUUGGCCUCAAACUGCUUCACUUCUUCAGACAUUGCUACAAACAACUGACAAAAACACUUGUAAUGGAGGUCCGUUUUUUCCAUGAAAAGCACUUGUAGUAAUAAUGACAAUAAAGCAACUAAAGCAGCUUGAA
This is a messenger RNA of Amphiprion ocellaris (clown anemonefish), 7507 nucleotides long. RefSeq names its product roundabout homolog 2-like. Gene Ontology annotation, molecular function: protein binding. Bases 482 to 4684 code for a protein of 1400 amino acids. Lineage: Eukaryota; Metazoa; Chordata; Actinopteri; Pomacentridae. The record is from RefSeq and is a predicted model, not a curated record. The transcript has 28 exons.